AUGGCUCCCGUGUGCGGAGGCAGCAGCCUUGGUGCGGCGCUCCUGCGCCGUAGUUAUCCGCGUUUGUUCUUUGCGCCUGCGCCACUUCAGUCUUUCAGCCCAACGAACCCGCAGUUUCAUCCCCCUGGAGCAGACUGCGGCGCCAAAAAGCCCUGGCAAGGAAUGGACAUGAGGAAGAUAGCAUCUCACAAAUUUGUCAGCCACAAUGUAACUCGUGUCCCCAUGAGCUCGGGUUACCAGUACCUGAACUUCACAACUCCAUCAGUUCACGCGCCGACUCACGGGGACAUUGCAGUCUUCUUCGAUACAGCAAACUGCUAUAAGGACUACACGCCCGCUCAGCUGUUCAAAAGCGCUUGGCCUCAGCUCCGGUUUUUCCUUAUGGCUGCUAUCUCCGUCGCAGCACCGGCAAUUCCGAUUCUCCUCUUUAUCUUCUAUAUGAACAGAUUCGAACCCAUGGAACAAACUAUGGACAGAGAAGAAUACUGGAAGAACUUCAAGUGGAACUACUUCGGACCUGAGCUGGAUCACCACGCGUACGAACAGUAUCUGGAAGCCAGGAGAGCCAAGAAGUGGCGCGGUGUCGACGUGAACCCGGAGGACUACAUUCCUUCCCAAUAUAAGGGCGAAUAA
Molecule: messenger RNA, 633 nt
Organism: Cyclospora cayetanensis
Lineage: Eukaryota; Apicomplexa; Conoidasida; Eucoccidiorida; Eimeriidae
Exons: 3
Coding region: 1-633 (210 amino acids)
Source: RefSeq, a predicted model, not a curated record